UCCAGUCACGCCCAAACACACCGGUGAAUGGCCAACCCUUUUUUGAAUUGAGUUGGGAAAUAUGCUUCUCUGUGGGCUUCAGGGUCCGUGUACAUUUCAUUAUCAAAACUGAGAAUGGAAAAACUAAAUUUGAAAAUCAAAAAUCAACUUGUUUUCUCAUUUGUUUGGCUUGCACUAGCUGCUAACAUAAAGUAAUAUGACAUCUCAUUUUGUCUUAGCUUAGCUAAAUAUUUAUUUAUAUAUUUUUGGACAAAACUAAAAACAACAUUUAAUAUAUUGUGUUUGUUUUAUAUUAUUACAUGUCCAAUUUUGAAACAAUUGAGAAACGGAAUCGUUUUCGUUUUUCCAUUCUCCGUUUUUAUUCGGAAAUCAAAAUAACGAAAUGUACACGGACCCGUCAGCUUGAUAAGGUGAAGCAACCUUGAGUAGGAGGGGAAAUCAGAGUUUGGAAUUGGAACUGUGGCAGAAGAUCCGGAGAACGAGUGCGGAGGUGAGAAGAGCGUUGGUUUGAAACUAAAUUAAGCACUCAGGAUAAGUCCUCCAGAAACAGCAGGACAAAGAAAUCUAAAUCCGGAGUGAUAAGGAUGGGUGAGACCCCAGUCAGGGAUGAUGGCACAGUUACAAGGUCAGCUGAGUAUGUUGGCUCCUUUCCUGUGGAUGACUGUUGUUUGGAUGAUCAGAUGCAGCAGUUGCACACACAGCUCAAGUCUCUCAAAACAUGCAAGAAAAGGAGGUCUGUGUCCCUGAAAUUUUCCAUCAAAGGUGUGAAGAUGUACGAUGAAGAUGAGACGACCAUCCUCAUGGCCCAUGCUCUACGAAGGGUCUCCCUUUCCACCGCCCACCCCUCGGACGCCCAGUUCGCCUUUGUUUCCCACAACCCAGGCAACCCUGAUGCCCAACUAUACUGCCACCUCUUCAAGGCUAGUCAUGCCAGAGCAGCCCAGUUCCUGAACCUGUUGCUGUGCCGCUGUUUCCAGCUGUCCUACCUGGAGAAGCACCCAGAGGAGGCUCAAGUUGAGUCUGCAGGCCCACUGCCCAACUGUACCCCCUCCCUCCUCAACCAGGGCUUCCCUCUCAGUGUCAGCGCCCUUGUGUCCUUCAGAAGGGCCCCCACUCAGGGCUUACUCCCAGGGGAAAAGGUCUUCCCAUUGAAGAACAACAGCGCAACAACUGAGGAACAACCAAGCAUCCAAGAAAACGUCAUCACCUCUCCUUCCCUGGUGCGCAAGAAAGCCAUUCGCAACAAAGUACUGCGCUCAGGGGCCUAUCGCUCCUUCACUUACACCCCUCACAAACAACGCCACCUCCAGGAUCGUCUGAACUCUCCACAAGGAAACGGGCAGGACAAAAUGCCAGGGAGGAGAGCCCGGGCCCCGAGCCUUGCUGAAACAGAAGAAGCUCUGGCUCAAGCGGUGUGGUGUUGGGCUGGCAUCACCACUGACAGCAGCUCUUCCCUGCUUGCAGAGGACGUCCUGGGCUCGUACCUCCUGUGCCCGCAUCCUAAGAGGCCUGGCUGUGGCUCUCUCAUCAUUCGUUUCUCUUCUGGCCUCAUCACCCACCUCAUAGACAACACAUAUAAAGGGACAUACCUGCUUGAGAACUGCCAACAAGAAUUCUGCACCAUUGCUGCUUUGAUAGAGCACUACACAGAGUUCAAGGAGGAGCUGGACUUUCCUCUGAGUUGUGCCCGUGUAAACCACUGCUACGAGUGGGAGGAGAAUGUUGGCAAGGCACACCAAAGCCUCAAAAGAAAGAAUGCAGAAUAUAACCAGAGGAAGCAAUGGGUUUAAAAGUAAUUUCUGAACAUUGGAUUGAUUGAUGUAUCCCAUUCUCUAAGAGACACUGACAACAUGUUACACUGACACCUUUCAUUUCUUUGCACUUAAAUACAAUACAAUUCAUUCACUUCUGUGCUUCAUUUAGGUUACUUUUAUUGUUUGGAGAUUUGUGAUAAGUAAUGUUUAUCACAAUUCACCUGCUAAAGGGAAGUUUGAUCGCAAGGGUGGAGCAGAGCCAUAUAUUUAGAUAAAUAAAUGUAAGGCGUGUGGAGUAAGAUGUUGGCACUUCGCCUAUGAUGUAGUUAUUUUUUUUAUGUCAGUGUGUUUGAGAUGUAUAUUCUAUUUUAGCUGCCCCUACUUUUUAAAUUGUAGUUUUUUUUAAAAAGUAGGAAUUUAGUGUGUGUAUAUGAAUUAGAGGGAUUUUCUAUUUUUGUAUGUGUUAAGCUGUAUGCCUCGUGUUAUGCUGUCUGUUUCACGGCAUGUUUUAAGAUGUUCUGUGAGAACAUGGUACAUGACUCACUUUACACCACAAAGUGGAGGCUAUUUUUAUUGUUGGGUUAUGCAUAAUGCAUUGCCGGAUUUUAUGCAUAAAUGCAGACCUCUAACUUGAUCUAAGUCUGUUUUUUUUUAGGGGGAACAAGAAGUGAUUUCAAUUUGGCUCUUUGGAAAGACGAUGGGCAGCAAAAAAAAACAUUUUCUUGGCCAUUUUCACACAUGACGUAGUUUUAUCAAGUGUAUGGUUGUCUUGGAACGCGGUGGGAAGGGAACCGACAGAGCGAGAGUGUUUUUGUUUUUUGCGUAUACUUUUGUUUUUGAGCACGGAUUGUAUUCAUUGGACGACAUGAUGCCAUCUGCCAAUACUACGUUUUUAUAGCAUGUGGAUAAUUGAUUUGACAAGAAAUUAUUCCAACCAAUUAACGGUCUUGCAGGUUAGCUGGUACAGGUUGUGAAACUUGAUUGCUUUGAGGCUUGGCCAAUGUGGCAAGCUAGCUACCGUCCUUAGCUUAGUUAGCGUUCUGAUUUGCUGUCAUGCUUCUGUGACCAGAUCAACAGGUUAGAUUUGUGUUAUUCUGAUCACUUCAGUUGUAGCAUGUCAACUGGAAAGAUCUGUCAUGGCUGCUAGUUAGAUUAAUUGUUUAGUUUCCAAAUAACAGUAGGCUAGCUAUUUAUUUUUCUA
Messenger RNA from Oncorhynchus mykiss (rainbow trout), 2955 nucleotides. RefSeq names its product SH2 domain-containing protein 5. The record is from RefSeq and is a predicted model, not a curated record. Gene Ontology annotation, cellular component: postsynaptic density. NCBI's taxonomy places the organism in Eukaryota, Metazoa, Chordata, Actinopteri, Salmoniformes, Salmonidae.